Molecule: messenger RNA, 1974 nt
Organism: Thyridium curvatum
Lineage: Eukaryota; Fungi; Ascomycota; Sordariomycetes; Thyridiales; Thyridiaceae
Exons: 2
Coding region: 1-1974 (657 amino acids)
Biological process (GO): regulation of DNA-templated transcription
Molecular function (GO): DNA-binding transcription factor activity, RNA polymerase II-specific; zinc ion binding
Source: RefSeq, a predicted model, not a curated record
AUGUCUGAUCAAUCAACCCCAGCACCACCACCAGCAGAGCUGACAGCCGAUAGGUCGCAGCAUGCCUCGCCGCUCUCCGGCCAGUCUCUGCCCACGCGGCUGAAGCUCUCCCGCACUAGCACCCCGAAAGUGCGGACGGGCUGCAUCACCUGCAAGAAGCGACACGUCAAGUGUGAUGAGGCCAAGCCUCAAUGCGGGAACUGCAUCAAGACCCGCGGCUACUGCGAGGGCUAUGAAGCUACCAAGAAGAAGAAGAAGCCGGUCGCGGGUAUGCCUGAGCAGAUCUGCUGGGAUUCCAACACGGCUCUUACCCGGACGUCACCGAACGGCUCCUCGGUCGGAAGCUCUCCUCAAACUACGAGGGGAAUCUCGCCCAGCAGCAUCCCGUUCCAGAUCACGCUCGACUCGCUCGAGUUUGGCGACGCCGCGGGCAAGCGCUACUUUGACGAGUUUGUGCGCCUGGUGCGUGGCCCGUGGAUCGUGGCGACGUCGAACUCGGACUUGUGGGGUAAUACGCUCCCCCAGGUCGCGCGCAACAGUACCACACUCCGGCAUGCGGCCAUGGGUAUCGGUGCGCUGAUCAUGUGGCAUCGCCAGUCCAAGCACAAAUCCCUGCGCUCUGCUGAAAGAUUGGAGAUGCCCACAGCGACGGAUGGCGAAGACUCGCAUGCCUAUCGGGCUGUGGCUCACUAUGGCAAGUCGCUCAAGAUGCUGAGUAAGAAUUUCGGCUUGCAAGAUGCCAUCUUCAUGUCCAUGCUGCUGCUGUGCUUCGAGUCGCUACGAGGCAACAGAACAGCAGCAAUCGAUCAUGUCAACCACGGUCUUGCGCUGCUGCUUUAUCUAGUCAUGGACGGAAACGUAUGUGGUCAAGACUUAGAGACCAUGGCACCGGACCCAAAACCAUUGAUAGCCGCCAUCGGAGACAUAUUCACACACCUGGGCAACCAGGCGCGCUGCAUAUUCCCCUCCCAAGUCGGCGGUCCGCUCUCCCUGCCCAACUUCAGCAAAGGGCUCAGAGACAAAGCACAGACCAUGGAGUCCUUUGCAGUCCUCAUAUCACAGCUCCCACGCGAUGUGACAGCAACUAUAGAUCGCAUGCCCGCCGUCUUCACGACCCUGGAUGAGUUCGAGAAGUUCUGGACCCUAGUCCGGCGCGAGCAGACCGCCGUCGGCCCCCUCGUGCUCCAACUCAUCCACGACUCGGGCGUCCUCCACUCGGCAGACGGACAGGCGAUCCACUCCUUCGUGCAGGGCCUCAUCUCCCACCCGGCCAUCCUCGAGCACUGCGCCAACGCGCGCCGCCUCGUCAAGGCCCUCGACGCCGCCUUCACGCCGCUCUUCCAGAAGAUGCUCGUCAACCACGACCCGGACACGCCGGCCUACCUGCGCACCAUCUACCUGCGCCUGCAGUACCUCGCCAUCGCCGUCUUCGACGACUUCCCCCAGUACUACGACAUCGACAGCCUGACGGCCAACAACCCGGGCUUCCGGGACUACCUGUCCAUGGCCGAGAUCGCCGUGCGCGCCGCCCGCCGCCAGAUCAAGACGACGGCGCACCAGCUCUCGCUGCACGCCGACAUCUCGCUGCGCCUGCUGCACGUCGCCCUCAUGUGCCGCGACCCCAUCCUGCGCGAGGAGGCCGUCUUCCUCCUGCGCGACUACCCGGGCCAGGACGGCCUCUUCAACACGCGGGGCAUGUACGCCGUGGCGCGGCGCAACCGCGUCGUCGAGGCGGGCAACACCGUCGAGGGCACGCCGCAGCAGCAGUGGGAGCGCCUGUGGCGGCGCGAGUUCGCGUUCGAGAACGGCGGCGACCGCGUGCUGUUCCGGUACCUGGUCAAGGACGAGGCCGAGGCCAAGUGGGUGUUGGUCGAGGAGUGGUGCGACACGAGGGGCAAGUCGGACAACGUGGUGUGGCAUCGGCAGAUGGUGCACGGAGAAGUGAGACUCCUGAGUAGUUCGUUGUUUAGCUGA